GCGCCGCGCAUCUUCCUCCGGGCGAAGGGCAAGGAGACCCGCCAUGGACGACGCGGCGUCCGCCGAGCUUCGUCCGCCGGGCGCGCUGGGGCCGCUGGCUGCCCUCUGCCUGGUGAAUCUUUUCUUGUCUGGAAAAAUCGAAAGUGCUGUCCCUUCAUUAGCUGCCUGCAGUGGAAAGCUGGAACAACAUACUGAACGACGAGGUGUCAUAUAUAGCCCUUCCUGGCCACUAAACUAUCCUCCAGCUGUCAACUGCAGCUGGUAUAUUCAAGGUGAUCGUGGAGAUGUGAUAACCAUUAGUUUUAAGAACUUUGAUUUGGAGGACUCUCCCAAAUGUUCAGUAGACUGGUUGAUGAUUGGCCCAUCUUCCAAACGGGAGGAAUACAAAGUUUGUGGAUCCUUAAUCCCACCUUCUUUCAUCUCUGCCAGGGAUCACAUCUGGAUAUUUUUCCACUCAGAUGCAUCAAGUUCAGGGCAAGCUCAGGGAUUUCGCCUUUCCUACGUCCGAGGCAGAAUUGGCCAGGCUAAUUGCCAGUCUGAUGAAUUCCACUGUCUAAAUGGCAAAUGCAUACCCAGCACCUGGAAGUGCAAUUCCAUGGAUGAAUGUGGUGAUAACUCUGAUGAGAAAAAUUGCACUGUCCCCCCAACAGAGGCUCAGACUAGCAUCUGUCCUUCUGGAACUUUCCAGUGCAGCAUAGCUCAUUCUACCAAGUGUUUGUUGAACGAGCUGAAAUGUAAUUCAGUUAAAGACUGUAGCGAUGGCUCGGAUGAAGAAAACUGCCCUGAUCUUUCAUGUGGCAAAAGGCUGGGGAAUUUUUAUGGAUCUUUUGCUUCUCCAGAUUUGUUCCACUCAGAUCACAGCCGAGCAGACCUCCGCUGCACCUGGUACGUGGACACUCAAGACAGCCGUCAUGUUCUCCUGCAGCUCGACUUGCAGCUUGGGUAUAAUGACUAUGUAAAAGUCUAUGAUGGUUUAGGGGAGAGAAGUGAUAAACUAAUGCAGACUCUUUCAUAUCGUAAUAACAGGCACACAGUAACCUUGGAGUCAUCCAAGGGGCAGAUGACAGUAUCAUAUCAUGCCCGGUCAAAGAGCACUGGCCAUGGCUUCAAUGCAACCUAUCAGGUGAAAGGCUACUGCCUUCCUUGGGAGCACCCCUGUGGGAAUGACGAGGAGUGCUACACCGAUAAGCAGCACUGUGACGGGUGGUGGCACUGCCCGAAUGGAAAAGAUGAAGAGAACUGCCCCGCGUGCCAAAAGAAUGAGUACCCCUGCGAAGGCAAUAGUGGACUGUGCUAUUCUUUGCUCGAUCGGUGUAACAACCAAAAAAACUGCCCUGAUGGCUCUGAUGAGAAGAAUUGCUUCACAUGCCAACCAGGCAACUUCCACUGUGGUACCAACCUGUGCAUUUUUGAAACAUGGCGUUGUGAUGGGCAGGAGGAUUGCCAAGAUGGAAGUGAUGAGCAUAAUUGCCUGGUGGUUGUGCCCAGGAAAGUCAUCACAGCUGCUCUCAUUGGCAGCCUUGUCUGUGGCUUGCUUUUAGUGAUAGCCCUGGGAUGUGCCUUUAAGCUCUACUCGCUGAGAACCAGGGAAUACAGGGCAUUUGAAACCCAGAUGACCCGUCUUGAGGCAGAGUUUGUGAGGCGUGAAGCUCCACCUUCUUAUGGCCAGCUCAUUGCACAGGGGCUUAUCCCACCAGUAGAAGACUUCCCAGUUUACAAUGCGUCACAGGCAUCGGUCUUACAGAACAUCCGAACAGCCAUGAGGAGACAAAUGCGACGUCACUCCUCCAGGCGUAGCUCCUCUCGCCGCCGCUUGGGCAGGUUGUGGAACAGAUUCUUCCACAGGCCACGAGUGAGAGGUCAGAUCCCACUGUUAAAUCCCCCCCACACUUCCCAGACAAUGCUGGGGGAUGGGAUAAUCAAUCGCACAAAUGGGACAACUGCUCAAAGUCUCCCACCUUCUCCUGAAGGACCUCAUGUUGAAACAGAGAUCUGCUGCAGGAGUCAGGGGCUCCCUGAAUCUGAAAACAGUAAUUUGCCUUUAGAGACAGAAGCCACAAAUCCAUCCCCACCAGAUGUUUUGUCAAACACUUGUACAGCUGCUCCAUCAGAACCAGAGAAUGGACCCAGCAACAAGCUUUUGGGUGCUGAAGGCACCUGCAGUGGUGAAGCUAGACAAACCAGCAAGACUGGGUCAGAAAAAUUUAGAGACCCUUUGUUGGAAAGGGUUGUAGAAACGCACCAGCAUGUUGGUUCAGUAUCCAGCAGGACUAUUGCAGAGAGCAGACAUUCCAGCAGGUGCCAUUUGCGAAGUGAAGAGCCAUGUAGACUUCCCUUUAAAACAUGGGAGUCUUUGUACUCUGACAGCCCAAUGAAUGUCCCCCUUCAGGUGGAUGGCCAACACAGUUGUUGCCCACAUACAUAUCAUGAAGAACCCUUGGGCGUUCACCCAGCUUGCUGCCAUUCCACAGAAGUGCCAAUACCAGAUUCCCCUCCCCCUUGCACAGAAAUCAGCCCCGGUGAUGAUGAUUCUUUACUGGUUUGUUAAUGGGAUAGUGCUGAGUUCUAUGAACCCUUUACACUGUAUUUGUGGUAUACAUAAUCUGUAGCCAACACAGCCAGUAUCCAUUGUCAAACCCCACAUCAAUCUUCAGGGGAAGAAACUAUAGAGGACAAGAUUAAAUGAGAUAAAUAUGGAACCUACAGCUGAUGAAAAAGUGUUCACACAAUCAUACAUUUCUUUCUCCAAGAAAUCAUUGUGUUAUAUAAAAAGAGUGAUUCCCAAAGUGUUUAUGGUUUGGAAUUUCUUAUCACCUCUUCUUGAUAACAGCUCUCUGGCUGUGCUUCAGUUUUGUGUGCCUGUGUGGCAUAGGUAUUUGGCAAGCAAAAGUCCACCAUCUUAUGCAUUAAGUACAGUUAUUGGUAGAUACAUAUGCAUUUAGAUAUAGAGAGGGGAUAAGUUUCCAGGGAAAGUGCUUUGCUCUCAGGUUAGUGAAAAUGGGUGGCCUGUGGCCCUCCAGGUGACUUUCAACAACUUGCUUCAUCCCUCACCAUUAAGUAGUCUUGGCUGGAGGUGAUGGGAGCUGAGUUCACCAGUAUCUGGAAGGCUAUAUAUUCCCUUCUCUUGGGUAAGAAAAGCCAAGUGAUGGUUAAAUCUCACUUAAUUUGUCUGUGUCUGCCACCAUUAUUCUGCUGAUUAUAAUGCUCGCUAUGCUAGGAGACCUCUCCAGUACCCUUGCUUAAAAAUCCAUGAAUAGUUACCAGAGGGAUAACUGACCCUGCGGAUUUCCUGUGCAGGAACAAACAUGUAGUUCCUCAUAUACCUGUGGAGUAGAGCAGGAGACCUACCGCUUUUCAUCUGCCUGCCAUUGAGAGCUGAAGUGACACCCCUCCAAUGCACUGUUUCCCAGCUUUCUCUCCUUGAUCUGUGGACUUACGAGCAAGCAGCCCUGAACAAGGAUUUGCUAUUCGAGUGUGACACUUCUUUAAAUCCCCUUGUUUCUUUUGUUUGUGAAAUCACUUUGUCUCCCCUUUUGAGAUUAAAAGUAAGCUUCCAGCUUCCCCUUUAUAGGCGUGAGGGGAUUCAGCUGGCAGGCAAAGCAGACACCAGACACAAGCAAUUGUUAUUGUGACUGCUCAACUGGAGAUAUCCAAUUAUUGUCAAUUUAAAAUAUUUGUUUAAAUUAAAGCCAUGUUUAUGCUGCCCUGGGGUAAACUGUUUAACAGGAAAUUGGGUCUGUGAAGCAUUUCUUUCUUUCUGAAGGUACAUUCAUUUAUGUGGUUGCUUUACUCAUAAUGGUGACUAGAGAGAUCAAGAAAAUCUAGCAACUACUGUAAGUUCUAUGUGUUGCAUACAAAGAUGGUGGGUUUUUUUUGGCAAUUGUGUCAUGUAAUAACAAAAAAGCCGAUUACAGUGAAAUUGCUUGAUAGUGAUUUUGCAUUGGCUAUUAUUAUACCACCUUUGCAAGGAUAUUUGUUGAGCUGCUUUUAAAUGUAGUGUCUUCCCCCACUCAGAUUACAAGUGUUAGCAGUUGAAGCAAUAACUUUUCACAUUUCCUGGAGCAUAAAUCCCAUAACUCCCCAUUCUGGGAGUUCUACCUGACUUCCAUAUGCAUACAUGUGGCUUACCUUGGAGCAAAGGUCUAAACUGGAAGGCUGUGAAACUCAGCUAGGCCUCGCUCCACCUAAGCUUCCUUGGAGCUAGCUGGGAGCUUUCUUUCUGAAGAAGAAGGCAGGUGGAGCUAGGCCUAGGUGAGCCUCAAAACCUUCCAGUUUUGGCCCUUUUUUCCCCAGGCGAGCCAUCAAGCUGGUAAUCUAACUAUUACAUUGAUAUCAGAACUGUGGGGUUUCUUAGAUGGCUUUUUUUAGCAAGAAAAUAAACGAAUAGCAUGGAGUCCUUCCUGAAAAAAUGUCCUAGCUAACAUGGGACUCAACGCGUUCCCAUCAAUCAUAAUCUUUGUUUGCAAUACAUAAAUGAUCCUUCAGGAGUCUAAGGCUUCUUUUUCUCUGUUUUUUAUGUCCUAGAGAAGAACAAAAGUGUCCAUUCUGAUUAUAAACAAACCACAGUUCCCUGUGACACCUGAACAAAAGGAACCAUGUUUUAUCUACACUCUAAUCAGGGAACAAACAGAGGUGUGAAACCACAAUUUGAUCUUAGUCUCUUCUCAGUAACUAAAUUAAAACUAACCAUAGUUCCUCAUGUUCAGUCAUCAUAUUAAGUCUGGAUUUAAAUUGAAGUGGAUGCUUCCAGUCUCUGCAUCAGCCUGAAUCUUGCCCAGUAAGUUCCUGCAUUGUCUGAGCUAUCCUGAUCUAUCCUGUCUGAAAUAUGAGAGUAGUUUGGGGUACAUUCUAGGAUGAAUUCUAAUUUAACAUUUGUACUGCACAUGACCUAUUAUUGCAUAAGUGAAUGUUUUUCAAUCACUGGAAUUUAACAAAAUGGUUUUGAAAGAGUUUUGUGAAAUAGAAUGUUUGAAAGCCAGUGGAAGAGAUUAAAAUUGCAAGGCCAUGGCCCAAAUACCAGUGUCUUAAAAGAAUAACUAGAUUUCCUCAACCUUUUAAAAAAAUAAUGAUGACUUCUCAGUUGAAGUUCAUUGGUUUGACGGCUGGCAUUGUUUAGUCUCUAAGUACUAUGUGAAGAUCAGUGCCUUUUGCUUUAAUAUUUUAAAAUAAAAUAGUCUGACCACCUUUUAGACAUCUGUUCAUGUUCAAGCCAUUUUGUGCUGUUUUAAUGUGACAAUCAGAAACAGAAGUCUUCUCAAUUGACCAAUUACGAAUCUGUUUCUAGAGUGGUAUAGUUAUAUUUUCCUGCAAUUCCCUGACUGAAUCCCAGGUUAUUCAGUUUGAACAGCUUCCCAAAUCACUUUCAUGGUCUGCUGGGAAAGAGCAAUAUGUGAAUGCACCAUGAACUGAAUCACAUCUUACUCCGGCUAGCCAGCAGGGUUUAAGGCUAGAAUCCUGAGCAUAGCAGCGCUGCGGCUGCCUGAUUCCUGUUGAUUGCUGGUGUGUUUUGGAUCUGAAUACUACCCCAUUGCUUUAAAAGAGGCUUUCUGUUUGUACAGGGCUACUGUGACCAAGUAGUGACCAAAGAGGAACCAGACAUGGAAAUGACGGUUCUGUAACAGGUUCCCUGGCAACAGGAUACUAACCUAAGAGGAUUUAGGUAGAGCUAUUUGCAAUCCUGAUAUCUAAAAUCCUUUUGGGUAAGGAGUGGGAAAUCUCAAGCUCCAGGGAUGACUGUACGUCUCCUAAGGUCCCAAUAUGACUGGGGAUCCCCAGCACUUUUUUGUGAUACCUCUUUCAUAGCUUUCAUGCACAGGUUUUCCCAUUCUAAAAACCUGGAAUGCCUCUCAAGGCUUAGUUAAUGUCAGUAAGAUGCUUUAGUUAAAGUAUGCUCAUAUUUUUGAUCCCAAUGUUUUGCUUCCCCCCUUCCACUACUAUAGUGGGGUCCCAUAAAACUUCUCCAAAACGGAUUGUUUUAAAUAGGGAUGUAAAUAUUUGAACUCAGGACCUUCUGUAUGCAUAGCACUUGCUUUACCACUGACUCAUGGCUCCUAUUUCAACAACUGGCAUGGGAAAUUACCUUUCUGGUAUGAAAAAGAAAACAUGGAUAGAAUGGAACCUGUCAUGAGUCCUGACAGCAUUAUUCCCAUGUCACUUCAGUAAACUCUGAAUUGGCUCUAGGUAGCCACUUUGUUUUUAACAUUUUCCCCAUCACCUUCGGGAUGUUUCUUUUAAUGCAUUCUCUGCUUAUUGCCUGUGAUUGAGAUGCACAUUGCUGCACUGUUAUAUGUGUUGCAGUCUCACUGCAGUUAGUGGUAUUUGAAGACACUAACCGUGUGUUAGUUUGCAGCCAAUAUACCCACCAUUAACUACCACUGUGCUGAGUGUUUUUAAGAAUGGAACCAAAUGCUUCUCCAGCAUUCUCAUACUUCAUAAUAUCCUUCCUAGUAUGUGGAAAAGAGAAGAAAAAGGGCAGUGUCAAGUGGUAGUGGUAAAUGAAUUAUCAGAUGCAAAGAGAGUGUUCCGGAGGGGCUGAAAAUCCACAAUCUCUUUAAUUUGUGUCUUCUCAUUUAAAAGUAAAUGAAAAAGGAAAUGGAUUCCAGAUUUUGGAUGGGAUAAAAUGGCUGAGUGAAUUAAGCAGGGAUGAUGCAUAUUAGGAGUGUGCUGUAUCAGCAAAUUGCUUUAUAUUGUAACUGUUAAGGUUGCCAUCUGUUGUGGGGUUUUUUGCCUACAAUUAACCAUGAAAAUUAAAACAUGGAAACCAUCUUUCUGUUAAAGUUCAAAGCAAAAAAAUAAAAUUAACCUA
Pogona vitticeps (central bearded dragon) is the source of this 6805-nucleotide messenger RNA. It is a transcript of the gene LRP3, whose product is annotated as LDL receptor related protein 3. The record is from RefSeq and is a predicted model, not a curated record. NCBI's taxonomy places the organism in Eukaryota, Metazoa, Chordata, Lepidosauria, Squamata, Agamidae. Gene Ontology annotation, cellular component: plasma membrane. Gene Ontology annotation, molecular function: protein binding.